Molecule: messenger RNA, 1743 nt
Organism: Closterium sp. NIES-67
Lineage: Eukaryota; Viridiplantae; Streptophyta; Zygnematophyceae; Desmidiales; Closteriaceae
Source: the annotation of a GenBank genome assembly
GCAACGGCGUUGCGAUGGCACCAUGUUCAUUUGUCUGCCAUGGAAGGAAAUGGAACCAGGAACCGCUACUCCUGCUGCAGCUGGUUCGGUAUAACCAGGGCGAUUCUUGAAACGUCAAGCAUACGGCGUGCAGGAUCAACGGCCUCGAUCGACCCUGUUCUUUCACGUCGCUGCUCAUGGCCGCACAAAAAUCUGUUGUUGCGAACCAAUUCCGAUUUAGGAGUCAUAAAUCCUAAACCAGUCUGGUUAGAUUGGGGUUCAAUGUGACGCUAUUCGUCUAUCACUUAGCAACGUUUGCACUACGACAGUAACACAUCUAUGCUCUGCGAUUUUAUUCGCGAAGGUCGUAUCAGCUGCGAACUGAAUGAAUGCCACGUGUCAGCUUGAGCGCUUCUUCUGCUCGAAGCAGCUAGUUUCCUGAUUGCAUGGCGGGCGCCACGUGGCAGAAGGCGGUACUGCUUUUCGUCUUUUCAGUAGCUCUGUAUAUCCGUGACGCACGGGCGUGGUUCCAACCCACCCCGGGUACCACCUUCUACUGGCAGCUCUCCAACUCAAACCCUAACGUCGACGGCUCCAUUGACACCACCGACCCGGCGGACGUGUAUGACGUGGACGGCUUCAGUGUGCCGCCCAGCACGAUCGCCUACCUGCAGGCGGCCGGCAAGAAGGUGGUGUGCUACUUCAGCUUCGGCACAUAUGAGAGCUACCGCCCCGAUUCCAAGAGCUUCCCCAAGCGCGUGAAGAAGGGGCGGGUCUGCCUGGACCGGUGGUGCCUCAAGUGGUGGCCGGGGGAGCGGUGGCUGAAUGUCAAGGACCCCGUGGUGAAGCGAAUCAUGGAGAAACGCGUGCAGCUAGCAGCCAGCAAGGGGUGUGAUGGCAUCGAGCCCGACAACAUCGACGCCUACAGCAACCGCCUCAACAAGUGGCUGCUGCCCUUCACCAGGAGCGUGCGCAUCACCAAGAAGGACCAGAUCAGAUACAACUCCUGGAUCGCUGACACCGUGCACAAGCACGGCAUGAGCGUGGGGCUCAAGAACGCGCUAACCAUUGCAGCAGCGCUGGUGUCCAAGUACGACUGGGCGCUGGUGGAGGAGUGCAACGCGUUCAGCGACUGGAGCAGCGGCGGGUGGUACAAGGGCAAGUACGAGUGCGACUAUGUCAACGUGUUUAUCAAGGCCAACAAGGCGGUGUUUGUGGCAGAGUACACGUCAGCGUGGGGCACCGCUGCAGGCCGAGUCAAUGGCAUCCAGUUCCCUCAGCGCCUGUGUGCGGACAACAACGCCCAUGGCUUCUCAACCCGCCUGCACGACCUUGACCUGGGCCCCACCAAGUUCCCCUGGGCUGACUGCCUACAGCACCAGCCGGCAGGUUGUGCUGCUGCUGCGUGGCAGCUGUGCAUUCAACCCACCGUGUAUGCUGGGUUUAAUCAACCAGGGGAGGGCAUGUCUGGUGCUGAUCAAAUAGGGCAGUGUGUGCGCAGUAAGAUAUCAAGCUGUACAUAUGAAUAACAUGCCAUUGGCUGCCUGCCUGCAGCACCAGCCAGCCGGUGGGGUGUGCUGCUGCUGCUGGUGCAUGGCAGCUGUGCGCUCAACUCAACCCACCGUUUAUGCUGGCUUUGAUCAAUGAGGGAAGGGCAUGUCCUUGGAUGCUGACUGGAUCAGGCAGUGAGGGCGACGUAAGGUAUCAGGUUGUCUAUAUGAAUAAAAUGACAUUUGCACGGGAAAUGAGAUAUGAAAAUGUACA